AUGUAUGAGCAAGCAGAUAAUACAGUCUUCUCAACUAUUUUUUUAAUUGUCGCUCAAACCAAACUUCAAAAACUACGUUUAAUUCAUCUAGAUUAUACAACUAAUCAAAUAGCGUGGCCUAUUCAAAGUACAUUAGAACAAAUGACAAUCGGAGAUUGUUCUUAUCACCAAUAUCGUAUCAUUCUCUGUAACUCACUCCGUUUAAGAACACUUGUUAUUAGAGAUUGUAUUAUGGACAAUAUUGAUCCAACGGUUUCUUCAUAUGCACUUACAACAUUUGAUUCUACAGGUAGAGUUAAAUAUGCAUCUUUCAAACAUCAUCUAUUUCAUUGUAUAACAUUAAUUACAGUUGAUCUUUCACGUAAUGAGAUUGGUGACAUUGGAGCACAGUAUUUGGCUGCCACACUACAAAACCAUCAAACACUUACCAAUCUAGACCUCUCCUACAAUCGAAUCGGAAACAAUGGAAUGCAAUAUCUUAAUGAUGCCUUUAAAGAAAACAAAACACUUAUUAAAUUGAACCUCAAACACAAUCUUGGUAGUUAUUGUAUAAUUGUAAGCGCAGCAAUUCAAAUACGAAAUGAUAAAGCAAUCACUAAGUUGAACCUUAUGACAAAUAAAAUAAGUGACAUUGGAGUACAAUAUUUAGCUGAUGCAUUAAAAAAUAACAAAGUGCUCACUAUCCUCGAACUCUCCUACAAUCAAAUUGGAAACAAUGGAAUGCAAUAUCUCAAUGAUACUUUAAAAGAAAACAAAACACUUCUCGAAUUAAACCUCAAAGGAAAUCCUGGUAGCUACUGUAUAAUUGUGAGCGCAGCAAUUCAAAUACGAAAUGACAAAAUGAUUACUAUGAUGGAUCUCUCGGGGAAUCAUAUUGGAGACACUGGGGCUCAACAUUUAGCUAAUGCUUUACAAAAUAACAUAACAUUCACAGAAUUGAAUCUAUGGCAUAAUGAAAUAAGCCAUAUUGGAGUACAAUAUUUAUCUGAUAUGUUACGAAACAAUACGACAAUCACUUCGAUUGAUCUUUCAAAAAAUCAAAUUAGAGAUAGCGGGGCUAAAUAUCUUGGCGAUGCUUUGCAAAACAACAAAACACUCACCAAACUAAUACUCGAUUCUUAUUAUUAUGAUGAUGACCAUGCUGAUAAGAAAACAAAUAUAAUCAGUGAUAUUGGAGCACAAUUCUUAGCGGAUGCCUUACAAAAAAACCAAGCACUUACUAGACUUAGUCUUGAAUCGCAUCAAAUUGGAGAUACUGGAGCACAACACUUUGCUGCAGCCUUGCAAAACAACAAAGUAACGAAUUUCUUUUUAGUCAUCUGA
Messenger RNA from Adineta steineri, 1323 nucleotides. Lineage: Eukaryota; Metazoa; Rotifera; Eurotatoria; Adinetida; Adinetidae. The record is from the annotation of a GenBank genome assembly.